Molecule: messenger RNA, 2328 nt
Organism: Oxyura jamaicensis (ruddy duck)
Lineage: Eukaryota; Metazoa; Chordata; Aves; Anseriformes; Anatidae
Gene: ATP4B
Product: ATPase H+/K+ transporting subunit beta
Exons: 7
Coding region: 182-1048 (288 amino acids)
Biological process (GO): intracellular potassium ion homeostasis; intracellular sodium ion homeostasis; sodium ion export across plasma membrane
Cellular component (GO): sodium:potassium-exchanging ATPase complex
Molecular function (GO): ATPase activator activity
Source: RefSeq, a predicted model, not a curated record
UAUCUGCUGCGGGUUGAUAAUCGUGGGCAGGGGCUUUCAUUGGUAUAGGAAGUAAUCUCAUUGACCUUCAGCAGCGAAGAAGGUAUAAAAACCAAAGUAGUUCCCUUGGGCAACUGUUUGGGCACCCCUUGUAUUUCUCAGUUUCUGAGGAGGACGUGUUUGGGGGAAAUUUGGUGGCAAAAUGGCAACUUUAAACGAAAAGAAGACCUGCAGUGAACGGAUGGAAAAUUUCCGUCGUUUUGUCUGGAAUCCCGAAACGAAGCUGUUUAUGGGAAGGACCUUGAUUAACUGGGUGUGGAUCAGCCUCUACUACCUGGCCUUCUACGUGGUGAUGACCGGACUGUUUGCGCUCUCCAUAUAUUCCUUAAUGAGAACGGUGAACCCGUAUGAGCCGGAUUACCAAGACCAGCUGAAGUCCCCAGGUGUAACGUUACGCCCGGAUGUCUACGGGGAUAGAGGACUACAAAUCUACUACAACACAUCUGAAAACAAAACCUGGGAGCGACUGGUGACGACUCUUCAAACCUUUCUGACAGCGUAUACCCCUGCUGCUCAGCAUCUGAACAUCAACUGCACAGGUGACAAGUACUUCAUCCAGGACACCUUUGAUGGCCCCAAUAACACAAAGCUGUCCUGCAAAUUUACAUCAGAUAUGCUUCAGAACUGCUCUGGCAUCGCAGAUCCUACUUUUGGAUUUCCAGAAGGAAAACCUUGCUUUAUUAUAAAAAUGAACAGGAUUAUCAAGUUUUACCCCGGUAAUGGCACUGCACCGAGAGUGGACUGCACAUACGUAGGCGAUGAGUCUCGCCCGCUGGAGGUGGACUACUACCCAGUGAACGGCACCUUCAACCUGCACUACUUCCCUUACUAUGGAAAAAAGGCACAGCCUACUUAUAGCAAUCCUUUGGUAGCUGUGAAAUUCCUCAACAUUACAAGGAACGUAGAACUCAAAAUAGUGUGCAAAAUCAUUGGAGCUGGGAUUACCUUUGAUAAUGUUCAUGAUCCUUAUGAAGGAAAAGUGGAAUUUAAAUUGAAAAUAGAAGACUAAGCAGCAGCAGAGACACUUCUGAAAGACAUCUGUGAAGAGUGACCUACCUGUGACCACAUUCACUCGUAUUUAUUUUCUAUGAUUUCCAGAUAAAUUGACUCAAAUUGCAGUGAAAAUAGACAUUUUCUACUGAAAGGCAACCCAUGUAACUAAAAAUCAAGAUACCGCUUUCCGUGUGUGAAGGAGAUAGGGAUCACCCUGCGUGUACAUAGCUUGCUUAUGCCUCCGUGCGAUAACUUGUACAAAACAAGUUUCCUCAAACCGAGCAGGUGUAUCUUCAAAGAAAAUAAGUUCAGGAUCAAAACACCAUUUGCAUUUACUUGUCAAGCCAUAAUAAAUAAUUGAUGUAUAAUACUAAAUAUCGGAUACUGUAGAAAUAAUUAGGAUAGCUAGAAAAAUAGUUUGAAGGAGCACACAGAAAUACAAUUCUCAAUCCGUCUUGUAUAGGAUGUUUAAAUUAUAAAAGGGUAGCAAAAUUAUCUGUAUCCCCAUACAUUGCUUUUUUUUUUACUAGUUAGCCAAGACAGAUUUUUUUUUUAGUCGACAAAUCAAUGACUGCAAAAGAAGUGAACUUGAAACUGGCCUCUAGGCUACAGCUUUUAUUGUACCUACCACUUGUAAUUUUUGUCCAACAAUAAAAACACUCGGUAAGACUGUAACACCGGGUUACAUCCAGGAGAAUUGUGUUCAUUUAGCUAUUAGGGGUUGUUGGUUUUGUUUUCUUCCCCUCUCCAACCCUCCCAGUAGAAUAGCUUUAUAGGGCUUGCUGGGUUACCUGGAAUAAUCUGAAAAAAUGAAAAUGUUAAAAUGAAAUCUUUAAAUGAAUCUAAAGUUUGAGAAGUCUAGCCCUAACAAACAAUACAAAGACACAGGAUUGCUGUGUCUGUAGCAUCUAUUUAUCUUAGAUGAAGUCCAGAUUGCUUCAACCAAAGCAUAAACAUUACACAGAAGAAAAAGAAAUCCAACAGAAGAAAUCCUUCGUUGCUGGGCAUGCUAGAGAGGUGGAAAAGGUAAACCUCACCAUUACAACACUGACUUCCAGACACCCAGCUCACAGGAACAAUUUGGUUGAAGGGGAGUAUUUCCACUUCAAAACCAGAAGUGGUGUUUGAGCCUAUUAGAAAAAAUGAGCAUUCUGCAUUUCAGAAACAAUAAGAAAAUGCAACCUCAUAUAGGAAUUUUUCCCCGUCCUUCUAUAUUUCAAUUUUUACUUUGGGCCUUUGCCCCUCUUUUAAGAAACUGUAUGAAAACCAUUUUUAUAUCCUUGUUGGAACACAGGU